Molecule: messenger RNA, 1392 nt
Organism: Prunus armeniaca (apricot)
Lineage: Eukaryota; Viridiplantae; Streptophyta; Magnoliopsida; Rosales; Rosaceae
Source: the annotation of a GenBank genome assembly
AUGGCUGUCAGCUUUAGAUAUUGGGAAGACUGUGUUGAUUCCCAUGACUUGGAAGAAAUGUGGAGCAGUCCUUGUGUAACUGCUGAAUGGUUAGAUGCUGGAGAGAGCAGAGGACAGAAAGUUCAUCUCUCGCGCGAUCCCGAUGGACAGCCUUUUUUGACACAGACUGAGAUGAAGAUUGUGGCUGAGAUCACCAUCCGCAGGCACUUUGCUAACCAAAUAGAUCCCGAUAUGAUUCGUGCUAUUGCUGACCUUGAAAGUGAUAGACAGCCCCUUGCUACCCGGUAUGAUAAAAAAACCAAGUCCACCACUGCAGGGAUCAUGCAACUUUUACCAAAAACUGCUGACUGGCUGGCUAGUGAUAUGGGCUACCAGGCAUAUGCAGUGCAAGGGAAUCCAGAUCUUCUGUUCAAGCCUUUUGUAAAUGUAUAUUUUGGUGCUGCUUAUCUUAAAUGGUUAUCAAGCUAUGAUCAAAAAGAAAGAAGUGAAGAAUUUGUAGUUAGGGCAUAUAAAGGUGGUACCAAAAAGGCAACUCACAAAUCAACUUUGAAAUAUUGGCAACGGUAUCUUUCAGUCAAGGAAAGUCUUCCAUCCAGAAAAAGUUUUGAAGGCUGUCCAUCUCCAAAUGAGGUUUCUACUUCAGCAGCCCCUCAUGCUCAUGCUCCUCCUCCUCAUGCUCAUGCUGCACCACCUGCACCACACAACGCAGGUCAUCAUAUUUACUGGGACUCCAGAGCUUCUCCAGAAGACAUGGCAGAAAUGUGGAAUCAUCAAGAGGUCGCUAGAGAGUGGACCACAACUGGAGAGAAAAGGGGAAAAGUACGAUUCUCCCUUGAUGACAACAAAAGACCAUACCUUUCUCGUGUAGAACUGAAGGCAGUUGCAGAUAUCGUACUCACAAAACACUUUAAUACAAAGCCAAUCAAAGCUUCAGUUCUUGGUGCUCUUGCAGAGGUUAUUAGUUUGCGUUUCUUGAAUGGCGUUGGACCACGUACUGGAAUAAUGGGAAUCGACUAUUCUACAGCUUUAUGGCUUUACAAGGAGAUGGGCUUUAAGGCAUACACAAUUCAUUCUGCUGAUGAUCUUUCCAUGCCAUUUGUGUCAAUGUACUUUGGUGCAGCCUAUUUAGUAUGGUUAGUGGAGUAUGAAGGAAGGUCAAGAACUCCAGAGUUUGUUGUUCAGGCUUAUAUCUUGGGACCAAAGAAUGUGAAUCUUCAAGAUUCAGGUCCACAGUGGCUCAAGUUUGAGGAAGCCUUGGGCAAGUACGAAGACACGAAGAAGCUUAAGUAUGUCCGUUCCACUUGGAUCAAGGGAGCUGCACUAUCAUGUAAGCUGACAAAAACCACCUUGCCACCUUUGAUGACAAGGGAUUGCAUCCUCUGCAUCAAGUGA